Nannospalax galili (Upper Galilee mountains blind mole rat) is the source of this 1444-nucleotide messenger RNA. It is a transcript of the gene Tssk1b, whose product is annotated as testis specific serine kinase 1B. Gene Ontology annotation, cellular component: cytoplasm. Lineage: Eukaryota; Metazoa; Chordata; Mammalia; Rodentia; Spalacidae. The transcript has a single exon. The record is from RefSeq and is a predicted model, not a curated record. Gene Ontology annotation, molecular function: protein serine/threonine kinase activity; ATP binding; tau-protein kinase activity. Gene Ontology annotation, biological process: protein phosphorylation; microtubule cytoskeleton organization; intracellular signal transduction. The coding region runs from base 126 to 1241 and encodes 371 amino acids.
GUCUUGGCCUCUUAGGAGGAAGAGAGAGCAGGCCCGGCCAGGUGAGAGGACCUUCUGUCGACAGUGUAAAUGAGGACACUGCUGGCCCAUGUCUGGCAGGGAUGUAGACAGCAGCCUCAGACGCGAUGGGCACUCCUGGCACCAUGGAUGAUGCUGCUGUCCUCAAGCGAAGAGGCUACAUCAUGGGGAUAAAUUUGGGAGAGGGCUCAUAUGCCAAAGUUAAAUCCGCUUACUCUGAGCGCCUAAAGUUCAAUGUGGCAGUCAAAAUUAUCGAUCGCAAGAAAGGCCCCACAGACUUCCUGGAGAAAUUUCUUCCCCGUGAGAUUGAGAUCCUGGCCAUGCUAAACCACCGCUCUAUUGUCAAGACCUACGAGAUCUUUGAGACAUCAGAUGGCAAGGUCUACAUUGUCAUGGAGCUUGGGGUCCAGGGUGACCUCCUUGAAUUCAUCAAAACCCGAGGAGCCCUGCAAGAGGAUGAUGCUCGAAAGAAGUUCCACCAGCUCUCCUCAGCCAUCAAGUACUGCCACGACUUGGACAUUGUCCAUCGGGACCUCAAGUGCGAGAACCUUCUGCUCGACAAGGACUUGAACAUCAAGUUGUCUGACUUUGGCUUUUCCAAGCGCUGCCUGCGGGAUGAUAGUGGUCGAUUGACAUUAAGCAAGACCUUCUGUGGGUCGGCAGCUUAUGCGGCCCCUGAGGUACUUCAAGGCAUCCCCUACCAGCCCAAGGUAUAUGACAUCUGGAGCCUGGGCGUGAUCCUCUACAUCAUGGUCUGUGGCUCCAUGCCCUAUGAUGACUCCAACAUCAAAAAGAUGCUGCGCAUCCAGAAGGAGCAUCGAGUCAACUUUCCUCGCUCUAAGCACCUGACUGGUGAGUGUAAAGACCUCAUCUACAGAAUGUUACAGCCAGACGUCAAUCGGCGGCUUCACAUUGAUGAGAUCCUCAGCCAUUGCUGGGUGCAGCCCAAGGCACGAGGUCUGUCCUCUGGAGCCAUCAACAAGGGUGGGGAGAGCUCCAUGACCACUGAGUCCCCAUGGACCACUGAACCUGGCUCUGACAAGAAAUCUGCCACCAAGUUGGAGCCUCAGGAAGAGGCACGGCCUGAGGCCCAACCUGAGACUAAACCCCAGGAGGAAACAGAGCUAGUGGCAGGGCAGUCAGAGACCCUGGGCUUUAGCAGUGAGGUGAUCAGAGAGACAGAGGAAGGACACCCACAACAACCUCCAGAGACACAUAUUUAGUGAGCCUCUAGCAUCCCAGGGGGUUAGCAGGAAAUGAAGUAGAGCUCAUGGCUUGAAGCCUGAGUCUAGAAGUCAAGGGAUGAGAGAGAGAAAGAAGAGAGUCCCGGAUAAGCUGCUAUUUUUGUCAGUUUCUUCUCCCUCCCUUCGAACUUGGUAACUCACAUGGCUAAAGAAAAAAUAAAUCACUAUAUUAGUGCAGACCC